This is a messenger RNA of Arachis duranensis, 1406 nucleotides long. RefSeq names its product tryptophan synthase beta chain 1. Gene Ontology annotation, biological process: L-tryptophan biosynthetic process. NCBI's taxonomy places the organism in Eukaryota, Viridiplantae, Streptophyta, Magnoliopsida, Fabales, Fabaceae. Gene Ontology annotation, cellular component: cytoplasm. The record is from RefSeq and is a predicted model, not a curated record. Gene Ontology annotation, molecular function: tryptophan synthase activity.
CAUAAGCAACCACUCUCAUCUAUAUAUACUCUCUAAGCCAUCAAUUUCAUUCUCACUCACAAAUUAAAAAUGAUGACAUGCAAAUUGCAGUUAGGGGCAUUUGCUAGCAGCAGCAACCAUUACAGGCAGCAAGGAGCACCCAAUAAAGUGAGCUCCUGUUUGAUGGUUGCCACUGAUGAUCAUCAAGACACCAAGUUGGCCAAAACUUAUGUGCCUACUAUAAAACCCUUAUUAGAGAAGGAGCUGCAAGAGAGGAAUAAUAAUACUGAUGCCCCCAUCAUUAACUCUGGUAAAUUUGGUAGGUUUGGAGGCAAGUUUGUACCUGAGACACUUGUAGUUUGUUUGAGCCAGCUUGAAGCUGAGUUCAACAAGGCCCUACAUGAUGAAUCUUUUAAGGCAGAGCUAGCAGAGUCAUUAAAAGACUUUGCAGGGAGAGAGACGCCACUGUAUUACGCGCGGCGGUUAUCGGAGUACUACAAGAUGAACAACAAUGGAAAAGGCCCUGACAUAUACCUCAAGAGAGAAGAUCUCAACCACGGUGGCUCCCACAAGAUGAACAACGCUCUUGCNNNNGCUGGACAACACGGCAUCGCAACCGCCGCAGCCUGCGCUAAGCUUGGUUUGGAAUGCACAGUGUUCAUGGCCGCCAAAGAAAUGGAGAAGGAAAGUUCUAACGUGCAGUUGAUGAAACUGUUAGGUGCUAAGGUAGAAGGGGUUAAUGGAAGCUUCAAGGACGCAGCAUCGGAGGCAUUUCGGUGUUGGGUGGGAGAAAUGGAAAACAGUUACCACUUGACGGGUUCGGCAGUUGGGCCGCACCCGUGCCCGACGAUGGUGCGUGAGUUUCAGUCAGUGAUAGGGAGAGAAACGAGGAAGCAAGCGUUGGAGAAAUGGGGAGGGAAACCAGACGUGCUGGUAGCGUGCGUGGGGACUGGAUCUAACGCUCUUGGUUUGUUCCAUGAGUUCUUACAAGACAAGGAUGUGAGGCUCAUUGGUGUUGAGGCCGGUGGGUGCGGCUUGGAGAGUGGGAGACACUCUUCCACACUCGCCACUGGUGAAGUGGGUGUGUACCAUGGAGCCCUCAGCUACCUCUUGCAGGAUCAGGAUGGACAAAUUAUUGGACCACACUCCAUUGCCCCUGGGAUGGAGUAUCCAGGAGUUAGUCCUGAGUUGAGUUACCUAAAAGAAACCGGACGCGCCGAAUUCUGCGUUGCAACUGAUCAAGAAGCUCUUGAUGCUUAUGAAAGAUUAUGCAAAUUGGAAGGCAUAUUUCCAUCAUUGGAGGCUGCUCAUGCAUUGGCUAGCUUAGAUAAUCUGGUCCCUACUUUAUGUGACGGCAGCAAGGUCGUUGUAAACUGCAGUGGUUGUGGAGAUAAGGAUGCAGCUGUAGUCUUUGAUCGCAAAUUAUU